AUGAAACCACCAGGUGUUACUGACGAACAGAUCAAACUCAGAGCCUUCCCAUUCUCACUCAAAGAUGCUGCAAAGGAUUGGCUCUACUAUGUCCCACCUGGAAGCAUCGACACGUGGAACGACAUGAAGAAGAAAUUUUUGGAGAAGUACUUUCCAGCUUCCAGAGCUGCGAUCCUGAGGAAGGAGAUAUGUGGCAUCAAGCAACAAUCAGGUGAAACGCUCCAUGAAUAUUGGGAGCGAUUCAAUAAGCUUAUCAUUAAAUGUCCACAACAUCAAAUUCCCCCUCAAUUAUUGAUUCAAUACUUUUAUGAUGGUUUGUCGUUGAUGGACAGGAACAUUAUCGAUGCUGCAAGUGGUGGAGUUUUAGUGAAUAAGACACCGGCACAAGCUUGGGAUCUUAUUGCGAGGAUGGCUGAAAAUAUGCAGCAAUUUGGUUCAAGAGAUGUUGGACAGAUGAGCGGAAACAACAGUGACCAUGCCAUCCAAUCGAUGCAACAACAACUUUCUGAGUUGACGAGCUUCGUUCGCAAGAUGGUCGUGGAAAAAUCCAACCCAAGUGUCCAAGUCAAGGUGUGUGGAAUAUGCACGAGUGCAGGACACCCUACAGAUGCUUGUCCGACCCUCCAAGAAGAAUGCGCAGUGGAUGUGAACACUGCAAACUACGGUAUGAAUAGACCUCCAGCGUACACUCCAUACUCCAACACCUACAAUCCAGGCUGGAGAGAUCAUCCGAACUUGCGUUAUGGAAACGCACAACAUGGUAAUGCUCAUCAACCAUUUGGAGCUAUGCAGCAGAUGCAACAGCCGCCCCAAGCACCCAUAAGCAACUCCGGUCCAUCUUUGGAAGACUUGGUGAAGUCUAUGGCUACCAGUACCCUGCAAUUCCAGCAAGAGAUGAAGUCAAAUGUCGACAAAUUACAAGGUCCACCUCCUAUCUCAAAGGAACAGAAUGAGGAUCAGAUUGAGAUGGAGAAUGAAAAAGAAGUUGAACUUCACGAAAAGGUAUUUCCUAACUCUAUUCCUCCUACUGAGACUAAAUCAGCUCAUUUUCCUGACAGGUUGAAGAAACCACAAAAGGCAAACAAACGAAAAAAGAUGAUGGAAAUAUUCAAGAAGGUGGAACUUAAUAUCCCGCUCCUGGAAGCUAUCAACCAAAUCCCCAAGUACGCAAAGUUUUUGAAAGAACUGUGCACCAACAAAAGAAAAUUGCGAGGGGACGAGCAUAUUAUAGCGGGUGAGAACAUUUCUGCUGUUAUCAAAAGAAAGGUACCACCUAAAACAGGUGAUCCAGGUAUGUUUUCUAUCCCUUGUAAGAUUGGAAAAACUGAGAUAACUAAGGCUAUGCUAGAUCUAGGAGCUGCUAUUAAUGUCAUGCCUCGAUCAAUAUACGACUCUUUAAAUCUAGGGCCUCUAAAAGAAACAGGAAUUAUUAUUCAACUUGGUGAUCGAACCCAUUCUUAUCCCGAUGGUAUGAUAGAAGAUGUACUAGUUCAAUUAGAGAAAAGAGCAACUGGAGAGAGUAAGAAAAGAAAAAAGAUUGUCGAAAUGUGGAGAUGGAUUCCCAAGGGAUCACCAUUGCUGGCAGCAAAAAAAUAUCAUAAGGAGAAUCAAAAUUCUAAGCCGAAGAAAAAGUGUGUGGCCAAUAGACAUCGCUUCAAAUUAUACCAUGAGGGACCCUCACUUGAUCCUAUAAAGUUGGCACCCGUUGCCAAUUUCGAUGUUCAGAAUUGA
Messenger RNA from Andrographis paniculata, 1731 nucleotides. RefSeq lists its product as uncharacterized. Bases 1 to 1731 code for a protein of 576 amino acids. The transcript has 3 exons. NCBI's taxonomy places the organism in Eukaryota, Viridiplantae, Streptophyta, Magnoliopsida, Lamiales, Acanthaceae. The record is from RefSeq and is a predicted model, not a curated record.